Molecule: messenger RNA, 1704 nt
Organism: Chenopodium quinoa (quinoa)
Lineage: Eukaryota; Viridiplantae; Streptophyta; Magnoliopsida; Caryophyllales; Amaranthaceae
Product: multiple organellar RNA editing factor 1, mitochondrial-like
Exons: 6
Coding region: 149-1426 (425 amino acids)
Biological process (GO): mitochondrial mRNA modification; cytidine to uridine editing
Cellular component (GO): mitochondrion
Source: RefSeq, a predicted model, not a curated record
CACGAUUAAGUGAUUAACUCAUACUCUCUAGACUCCAGUCCCUAAUGUAAACAAAACCAUGAACUACAUCAAAAUUGCAUAAACCUCAGCUCUCACUUCCCCUAAAACCCUUCAUUCUCUAACUCUCAACUCUCCUCCUCCUCCUCUAAUGGCGCUCAACGCCAUUCGUCUCCGCCGAGCACUUUCUCUGUCCUCCACCUUCCUUCCAAACCCCCUUUCCUCCUCUUCUACACCCUCUUCCACCUCCCCUUCAUUCUCCCGUCGUUUCUUCCACUCUACCCACUUCUGUCUCUCUUCCGCGAGGUCGUUCAACGAUGCUGAAAUGAUCGAUCCCGAUACCAUUCUGUUCGAGGGCUGUGAUUAUAAACACUGGCUUAUUGUUAUGGACUUUGGAAAGGAUCCUCAACAACGACCUUCUCCUGAAGAAAUGGUUGAAACUUAUGUUCAAACUUUGGCUAAAGUUGUAGGAAGUGUUGAAGAGGCAAAGAAGAGAAUGUAUGCAUGUAGCACCACUACUUACACUGGUUUUCAAGCUGAGAUGGAUGAGGAGACAUCACAGAAAUUUGAGGGUAUGCCUGGAGUUAUUUUCGUAUUGCCAGAUUCAUACAUAGACCCAGUGAACAAGGAAUAUGGAGGAGAUAAGUACAUUAAUGGAACCAUCAUACCAAGACCACCUCCAGUUCAGUAUGGUAGAGUAAAGAGACAUAGACCAAAUGAACAAAGGCCAAUGAAUAAUCCAAUGCCUGGAGAAGGGAGAGGCUAUAUGCCACAGGGUGGUAAUCUAGAGCGCCAAAACACUCCUCGUCAGGGAGGGAUGGGCUACCCGCCAAAUAGGACAAAUUAUCCUGAGCAAGGAAGGGAUGGUUAUCAAGGUGGUGGAAACACUUACAUGCCUCCUCGUCAGGGAGGCAGAAACACUUAUGUGCCUCCUCAGCAGGGUGGUGGAAACACUUAUGUGCCUCCUCAGCAGGGAAACUACAACCAUAGCUAUACCCAUCAGCAUCAGACGCAAAAUUUUCCCAGUGACCAUGGUACUCCUGUCCCACAUGGACAAAGCAGCAAUUACCCAGGAGAACAUGGCUAUAACCAUCCCCAAGGACAGAUGAGGAACUACCCUAGUAACCAUGGGGGCUACACACCCCAAGGACAAAUGGAAUAUCCUAAUGAUGGUAGGAACUACGCUCCCCCGCCUCCAGCAAGAGGAGCUGAUGGGCAAAAUGGGGUUGGAUCUUUUGAACAAAGUGAGGCUGGACGAUAUGGUCAAGGACUCAGUGGUACUUCUUCUCAGGGAGCAAGUAUAAGAUAUGGUCUGGAAUAUGCAUCUCAAGCAGAAAACCAAAGAUUUUCACAGACGCCAGAUGAACAGAACUCUAGGAACUAUUCACCUGCAAUGCAAACUGGAAUUAAUCAAAUUUUGAACGGAUAAUCAACACCAUAGCAGCCUGUGAAGCUUUUUGAAGUUGAGAAACUGCAUCGGAUAGGAUUUGAUGAACAGGAUUUCAGUUUGUGUCAGUAAUGAGUUAACAAAAUCUCACUUUAUGGCUUCCUUGAGCUAUUAUGCAAAAGUUAUGUACAAGGCACUAUGAAUUAUUCACCUUUGAAGCUAUAUAGUUUACAAGUAUUAUGACUUGCAUCUAUAAUAAUUCUGUGUCAACAAAUCUCUUUGUUUCACUUAUUAGUAUAGAGGCUGUUGUUACCCCUGGA